Messenger RNA from Pogona vitticeps (central bearded dragon), 4435 nucleotides. Lineage: Eukaryota; Metazoa; Chordata; Lepidosauria; Squamata; Agamidae. The record is from RefSeq and is a predicted model, not a curated record.
CUGAAAAGAAAAAAAAAAGGGGGGGGAAGAGUAAGAAACCGAGUUGUGGAUGCUGUGUUGAUAAGGAGGAGAUUCGAUAAGAGAUCUCGUACUUGCAGGAUUUAAGUGCCUCGCGCGUGGGAAGCUGGUGCGGGAUUUGGCUAUGAUCAUGGCUCUCUCUCAUUAGAGCCGACCAAAACACCUGCUCGGAUCGCUACCUAUCCACGUAGGUAUCACGGAAAUCAGGCGGUGUAUAUACUCUGAGAUAAACUAAAAUUGUACUUACAAGGAUUCCUUUGUUGCUUUUGACCUGCUGACAUCUCUUGGACGCUUUUCCUUGCCUACAAUGGGCUGCCGUGAUGUUCAUGCUGCCACAGUCCUUGCCUUCCUUUCUGGAACAGCAGCCUUAUCGGGACUCAUUGCCGCAGCUCUGCUUCCUAACUGGAGACAAAUGCGCCUCUGCACCUUUAACAAGAAUGAAAAGAAUGUAACGGUAUACACAGGCCUUUGGAUUAAGUGCGCUCGCUUUGAUGGAAGCAAAGACUGUGUGAUUUAUGACACAGAAUGGUAUACUGCAGUUGACCAGCUGGAUUUGCGUGUUCUCCAGUUUGCUCUCCCUAUAAGCAUGUUAACAACUGUUUUGGCCCUUUUUCUCUGUUUGAUUGGCAUGUGCAACACUGCCUUCGUAACAACUGUGCCCAACAUCAAGCAGGCCAGAUGUCUCAUAAACACUGCAGGCUGCCAUCUUGUGGCCGGCCUCUUCUUUCUCCUUGCCAGUGUCAUUUGCUUGGCACCUUCCAUCUGGGUCAUUUUUCAUAAUCAAGAAAUGAACAGAAAAUACGAGCCUGUUUUCAGUUUUGACAUUUCUGUGUACAUUGCUAUUGCCAGUGCUGGAGGCUUGUUGUUCACAGCCAUUCUCUUGUUCCUGUGGUACUGUGCGUGCAAAUCUCUCCCUUCCCCUUUCUGGCAGCCCCUCUAUUCACAUGCACCUAGCGUGCACAGCUAUGCCUCUCAGCCAUAUUCUGCACGAUCACGCCACUCGGCCAUUGAAAUUGACAUCCCUGUUGUUACACAUCCUUCUUAAAGAUGGGAUUAGGAAAGCUGAAUAGCUCCCUGCUGUGUCAGAUAUCGAGGCAGGUGGCUUUCCACUAUCUUCAAGACCUGUAGAAAUAAUUUACAAAAGGUGUGUGCAAAAGAAUUUCCACUGUUAAGUUGACGAUUUUACAACCUCUCUAUCUUGGUUUGCUAUAGUAAAGGAUAAGCAAGCCAGAAUUUUAGAUGUUCUGUUUGUUGGGUUCUGAACCUGUCUAUAAAUGGAAACUAUUCAAGUUUGUAAGUUCACAGGAAAUUUAUAGAUUGCAACAUCUUUGCUUGUAUAUAUUUCAUCUUAGUUUUUGAAUUGUACUACUAAAAAUAUUUGGCUAGUGUUUGCGAUCAAGCAUACAAAAAUGUUUUGUAAGUAAUUUUUGCCAGUUCAAAUUUCUCCUACUUUAGAACACUGGAUUUUAAUAAUCUUGACUGAUAAUCAUUUUGUAUUUUUGAGACCAGUAAUUUUUUUUUGUCAAUCAAGUUAUAUUUACAUGUACAAUAAUCAUAUAUGUUAACUUAUUUUACAUUACUUGAGUAAAAACAGACUGACUUAAUUUUAGAUCCUUGGCAAUCUAAAUUGUAAUAGACCAGGUUAAUCCUGUGCCAGAUUUUGUUCUCUAUUGCACAUUGUAAGAACUUACUACAGUAUUUGCUUGUGAACAUCUGAGAACUGCUCUCAAACUAAUCUUGACUCAGGUGAAAAUUGAAGAUUUGGAAGAAGUGUAAUAGUAUAUUUCCUUUCCUUUAUAUCUUUUUAUUUUUGUAGUCCUAGAAUAAUCUGCAUUGUUUGAGAAGACUUUUGCUAUAUAGAAAACAGGUCUUAAAGAUGUAUUUUCUUAUCUCUAAACAUAGGAAGUAAAAAAAAAAUUCUUUUACAGUUAAAACAUAUAUAACACUAAUAAUACAAAUAGUCUCAGGAUUAUUUAAAGUGCCCUAUAAUCAGAAGUUUAUACUAACUGGAAUGUUCUUUUUCAUGGCUAUUGGGCUCCAUGAGAUAUUCUUCUAGGAAUACAGGUUUUUCCAUAGCCAAGCCUUCCUUUGCUCUACUUUAAAAAUCCAUUGUUAUUAAGACACUGAAUGAAUGAACUCCUACUCUGAUGAUUAAGGCUGUACAAAUGUUAGAUUGUUUUAUGAAAUCAGGAUUGCUUUUAUGGAUUGUUCUAUUACUAACAGGCCUUGAAUGUCAUUUGCACAAUACUAUUAUAAAGCUUUUGUAAAUAGAGAGCCUUUUAAUAUAAGUAUCACCGAAGAUAAGUUUAUUAUCGAAACCGUUUUUUUAAAAAGUGGAAUUCUGGAACUGGCUCUUACAUAUAGACUCAGCUCUUGUAUUUCCAACCUGACUCUGCCUUCUUCUUUGUUAGACAUCACUUGUUUUCUUGAGAUACAUUUUCAUUUAGCGAGAUGUACCUCUUCUGAAAAUUAGUAACUAGUGUGAGCUGUUAAGCCUUCUUUGAAUAAUCUGCUAUAUGUGCCAUGUAUCUAGUUUCACAGAAAGUUCUAAAAUUUCAUGGGUAAAGCAAGGUUUGGCCUUCUGAAUUUAUUGGGGACUUUUUAUGCUUAAAUAUAUAUAUAAUGAAAGGCCUCCAGGGGUGUGUGUCACAAGUUUAAUUGGCUCAAAAGAAAAUGUCAACCUCUUUCCAGAGAAACCAAAACAAAACUGGAAGUGGAAGUCUCUUCUGGUUUUUGAAGACCCACACCAGGUUUUGACACUUUCUAAAAAAUAAUGUGGGUGGGUGCUAGGAGCAAAAGUAUGUCCAGCAGUUUUGCCAGAGUUGCCCAGCCUUAAUUUAUACAAACCUUUCUACACUUCUUACCUUUCAGAAGACUCUUCUUUCUUUUUGCUUACAUUUCCAUCUCAAUCCUUCCCUGCAAACAAAUCCAGUUUUCUAAGACAACCUCAAACCAUUAAUAGGAGUCGUGGUUUGUUUUGGUUUAAGAAUUCCAGCUUUUUGAAACCAUAGUUUUGGGUUAGGGCAGCUAUUUUCUUUUGUGGGAGGUGCUGCUUGCAGGUGGUAGGAGAAGAACAGACAAGAAAGGGCAAAAACAAUCUGCAGUUUUGUCUGUGGGACAAGUGCUGCACAAACCAACAAACCAUGGCUAACAUAAACCAUGAUGCACCUGUUGAGAGAUCUGAAGUCUACAGAAAUUGGGAACUGUGGGGAUCUGUUUAUAGGUGAAUAGUGCUUUGUGUUUAUACUGUGUAAAAUUUAAGUGUGAGGUAUGUUCAGCAUGCUUCAAGCAUCACCUGAGAGACGUAUAGGUCUUAUUCAGAAAAUAUGCUUAAUACAGUAUAUGUGCUUUUGACAAAGAUAUAUUGAUUGUGCUAGAACAGGGAACCAUUGCUUUCUUCUUCCUUUUACCAAUCAUCGGCUAACUACCCACUUCUUUCUUUUAGCUGAAAAUUCUUGUGAUGUUUUUAUUGGCAUUUGGAACCCCUAUACAGUAAAUUUGUCAUGCAGAUCUGAUGAGUUCCCCCCUUCCUUGUGAUGUACCAUUUCUUGGUAAGCAUUAUGAAGGACUGAGAAGCAGCAGCUCUGUUUUAAAAUCUAAAUUAACCUAUCGCUUUUGUCUUAUAUAUUCCACUCAGAAUUAUGUUUUAUUGAUGACUGGAAUAUAUCUAGUACAGCCAGUGAUCACAGAAAUGCAUGGUAAUAAUGCUCCCAUAGAGAUUAUCUCCUUUUCCCACAACCCCCCAAAAAGACCCCACUCUACACCGUUCUGUUAUUUAAAGGAACAUGAGUUAGCGCCACUGGAUUGCUGUUAGGUUUGGGAGUCCCACAAUACCUGGCUGAAGGAGCUUUUUGAAUCCCGACUACUCUGUAUAAAUAUCUAAACAUGACAAUGGAGAGUGCUUUGAAGGACUGAGGUACUUCAGCGGUAUGUGUUCUGUAUGUUGAGUAUUUAAAAGCCAUCUUUUACAAGAAAUAACUUUAAAAACUGAUAUUUUCAGAAUGGAGACUUCUAUUGUUCAUGUCUGCAUUUGGGCAGCAUUUUCUAGUUGACUGAUUCUGAGGAACAAAUGUACUGUAUUAUUAGUUGCAGACUUAUUCUUUACUGGUGAGUUUUUAAAAAUACGUUUCUUGUAUAUGCAAACUCUCUGUAUUUUAAUUUAGGAUUAGUUUUAAGAUGUAUUUUUAAAUUUUAUUUUAUUGUAUAUAAAACCUACCUCUUCUAGCACAGAGAUGUCAAUGUGAAUUCCAGCAACUGCUUUGGAAAACAAUUUUUCUAUCUCUGUUCUUGUUUUGCAUGAAAAUAUACUCUGUUCUUCAGCAUUACCUACAGUAAAUAUUUGCUUUUGACUGUCAGUAAUAUUUGUUAGAGUGUACAUUUUUAUUUAAUGUUUUUUUUAAUUAAAAGUCGUCUUAUA